Messenger RNA from Penicillium psychrosexuale, 18198 nucleotides. RefSeq lists its product as uncharacterized. The record is from RefSeq and is a predicted model, not a curated record. The transcript has 7 exons. Gene Ontology annotation, molecular function: catalytic activity; phosphopantetheine binding. The coding region runs from base 1 to 18198 and encodes 6065 amino acids. NCBI's taxonomy places the organism in Eukaryota, Fungi, Ascomycota, Eurotiomycetes, Eurotiales, Aspergillaceae.
AUGGCUCAAUCCACCAAGUGUUAUCUUCCGCGGUUCGCGUCGACGAUUGACGGGCCUAAACGCCCAGUCUCGAUGAAGACGAGACCAACGGCUGCUCAGCAUGCGCAGUUAUUAACCGCAUCGAACGAAGGCCGUCUGGACCCAAUGCUACGAGCCACCUGGGCUCUCUUGUUGCAUUACUAUAUCCGUUCCGAGGAUAUAUGCUUUGGUUACCAACAUCUCGAGGGCGACUCGCGCUCUCUCAAAUCAUCUGUACAGCGUUCUACCGGUCUCAAUAUUUCGACAAUUCGCAUAUCCAUCAACGACAACGACUCUGUUACGGCAAUUGUAGAUAAGGUGCGCGCAGACAGUGCGAAUCGCCAGCUCGAUGGCAGCUCGGACGUCACUUCCGAGGGAUAUCUCCCCUUCAACACCAUCUUGAUGCUGCGCACAUAUGACCACCCUGCUUCUUCUUCAAAACCUAUUUUGGCAACAGCUCUUCCGGACGAGUGUCAAGUCCGUCUUCAUGUUAAGGUGCUGCGUGGAGACAUCAGCAUCUUCCUUGAAUGGCACAAAGGCGACAUGUCCGGGGAGCAGAUGAAGAGUAUUGGAAACAUUUUUGAGCAGUUGCUUGCCAAAGUCCUUUCCUCCGAGAACACCGCUAUUAGCCAGCUUAAUUUGUUCUCGGAAAACGACUGGCAACGCAUUUGCAAUUGGAACUCCACCAUGCCGCAGCUUCACGAUCGCUGCAUCCACGAGGCUAUCCACGAUCAAAUGUUGAGCGGCCCUGAUCGUGAGGCUGUGUGUGCGUGGGAUGGCAGUUUGACGUUCGCCGAGUUGGACCACCAAGCAUCGAAGCUUGCAUGCCAUCUUCGCAUGCAGGGAGUCGGGCCGGAAAUCCGCGUGGCUUUGUGUUUCGAUAAAUCGAAAUGGAACAUCGUGGCAAUGCUUGGCGUGAUGAAAGCCGGCGGCGCGUUCGUGCCAUUGGACCCGACUCACCCAACUUCCCGACUGCAAGCUCUCAUCCAAUCGGUUCAGGCACCGGUUGUGCUGUGCUCUCAGCAUCUUGCCGAAAAACUUCGUCCUAUUGCGAAGACUUUAAUACCCCUUUCUGCUGAUACUCUAGAUCCCCUGUCUGACCCCGCCGAGAAUGUCAAUCUGGCAUCCGGUGUCACAGGUCAAAAUGCGGCUUAUGUUCUGUUUACCUCUGGAUCAACAGGAGAACCCAAGGGAACCCUGUUGGAGCACCGCGCGUUUUUGUCCGGCGCAAUGGUGCAUGGACCCGGUUUGCUCAUUUAUCGCGAGUCGCGAUGCCUCCAAUUCGCCGCUCACACAUUCGAUGCCAGUUUGGCGGAAGCGUUGACGCCGCUCAUUCAUGGCGCAUGUGUGUGCAUUCCGAGCGAGGAAGCUCGCCUCAACGAUAUUGUGACCACCAUCAACGAGAUGCGAGUCACCCAAGCUUGCUUCACCCCGUCAUUCAUCGGCUUUAUUGAAAUUGAGAGUGUUCCAGGACUGGAGAGUUUGGUUCUGGCCGGAGAGGCAAUGUCGCAGUCCCAGCUGGCUACUUGGUCCAAAAUCAAACUGGUCAAUGGUUAUGGACCUACCGAGGCCAGUGUGGCAUCCGUGCUCAAUUCCAAUGUUACACCUGACACCGAUUGUAAAGAUAUCGGCCUGCCAAUUGGUGUGCGGACUUGGCUUGUGAACCCUGAUAACCACGAUGAACUGGUUCCCGUGGGCUGCCCUGGAGAACUACUUCUGGAGGGCCCACCCCUGGCCAGGUGCUACGUGAAUAAUCCACAAAAGACAAACGAAUCGUUCAUCUACGACCCUGCUUGGACUACAUUGGACCCUGAAAGUGGCUCUAACCGUAGAUUCUACAAGACAGGCGAUCUUGUCAGGUACAACUCUGAAUCUGGUGCCCUUAAUUACAUCGGUCGCAAAGAUACGCAGGUCAAGGUUCACGGACAACGCAUCGAGCUCGGCGAGAUUGAGAAUCAGCUCAGCAAAGAUUUGAACGUCACUCAUUGCUCUGUCUUUUUCCCCAAGACUGGUUUCUCCAAGGGACGGUUGGCCGCAGUUGUCUCUUCCACCGGAUUGCUUGCGGAACAGUCUGAUUCGGACUUGGAGCCUCUACGACUUGUCUCCGCCUCGAAAAAGGCUGAGCUUGUCCCGGGAAUUCGAGAGCGCCUAUCGGGUCGCCUCCCCACUUAUAUGGUCCCUGCGGUUUGGUUGUGUGUUGAAGCUCUUCCACUUCUGCCAUCAGGGAAACUCGACCGCAAGGGCAUUUCCACUUGGGUCGCAGGUAUGGAGAAUGACCCCGAUCUUCAGAACAAUGCCUCUGUUGCAAUCGUCGGCACAGAGGCUUCACAGCCCGCCAACGACAUAGAGGAUGCUUUAGCUGCUGUAUAUAGCCGUGUCCUCAACAUUCCUCAGAACCAACUUGACUUGAAUCAGAGUUUCCUCGCCCUCGGCGGUGAUUCGAUCGCAGCUAUGACAUGUAUCGGUCUCUGCAAGAAGCGAGGAUUUUCUCUCUCCGUACAAGAGCUUCUUCGGAGCAAAUCAAUCCGGGACCUCGCAACUCGCGCGAAGACAAUCGAUCACCUGACGACUUACGAGGAGGCUGUCGAUGAACCAUUCAGCCUGUCGCCUAUCCAGAUCCUUCACUUUGGUGUACGCAAGGAGGGUCAAGGCCACUUCAACCAAGGAAUCCUCACUCGUUUGAACAAACCCGUCGAUGAACCAACCCUCCGAAAGGCUAUCGAAACUCUGGUGUCUCGCCACUCGAUGCUCCGUGCGCGAUUUACUGACACAGGAUUCGCAACGGCAUCGAAUCAACACAUCACUCGCGAUAUCAAGGGAUCUUACAGAUGGCGGAUGCACAAUCUUGGCAGCAUGGACGAGGUCAAGACUCAUGUAGCUGACAGCCAGUCUUCUAUCAACUGCUUCUCUGGACCGUUGCUUGCAGUCGAUUAUUUCUUGGUGAAGGGGCAGCCUAAUGUUCUAUCAAUGACAGCUCACCACUUGGUUGUCGACAUUGUCUCGUGGAGAAUUAUUCUGGAAGAUUUGGAAGACAUCAUCCUAAACCCCGAGAAGACGGAAACCAGCGAUAGCUCCUUACCUUUCCAAACCUGGUGCCGUUUGCAGAAUGAGCACUGCAAGAUCCUCCGGGAUGAGCACAAAGUUGCAACCGACACUCUCGCUCCAACCGACUUUGGCUACUGGGGACUGAAGGACACUCAAACUACAUAUGGUAAUGUGGAUUGUGCCUCCUUCGAGAUCGACCCUGCCCACACCAAUGCAAUUCUGCUGGAAUGUAACAAAGCUCUCGGCACCGAGCCGAUUGAUCUCUUCCUGGCAGCAAUGCUUCACUCAUUUGGCCGAGCCUUCCCCGAUCGUUCUCUUCCAACUAUCUACAAUGAGGGUCACGGACGAGAAGUCUGGGAUCCAUCCAUUGAUAUCUCGCAUACUGUCGGAUGGUUCACCAUUCUGCACCCAAUCUUCGUCUCUGCCUACAAUUCCGACAACCCCAUUGAUACCCUCAUGCAGGUGAAAGAUCUCCGCCGUCGUGUCUCGGAUAAUGGUCGCGCAGAUUUCGCCAGCCGUGUUCUGCCAGCCGAGGGCAAUCGAGAGUCGGAGCACCCCCACCCCUUCGAGAUGUCGUUUAACUACGUCGGACAACACCGAGAUCUACAGAGGACGGAUGGUCUCUUCCAGCUUGUUGAUCAGAUGGCCGGAGAGGCUGGCCAAGGAGGCGGUGCCGCAGACUUUGGUGCUGAUACUCCCCGCUUUGGUCUGUUUGAGAUCUCUGCAAUGGUCGUGGCCGGCAAAGUUCGAUUCAACUUCUCCUUCAACAGGUUUAUGCAACACCAGGACCGUAUUCACCGAUGGGUUUCCGAAUGCCAGAAGCUGCUUAUAAGUCUCUCCGAGCAGCUUCCCACCCUCGAGCCACGAUUGACUCUCAGCUCGUUCCCCAUGUUGUCGUUGAGCUAUCCUACUCUGGACAAAUUGCUCAAUGAGAAGUUGCCUGCUCUGGGUAUCGAGUCCCCGGAUCUUGUUGAAGAUAUCUACCCUUGUUCUCGCAUGCAGCAGGGUAUCCUCCUUGGUCGCAAGCGAGAUAGCUCCUACUACGCUGUCCACGACACCUUUGAAAUUCGGGCCACCGGAUCUAGCGAGCCAAAUCUCGAUCGCUUGAUCAAUGCAUGGCAGCAGGUCGUUUCUCAUCAUGCGAUGUUCCGCACCAUCUUCGUUGAGAACCUCACUCCUCGGGACCCCUUCUGCCAAGUCGUAUUGAAGAGCUAUGAUGUUACUCCUAUCUUUUUGCAGUCUUCAGGGGAAGAUGAUGUGAUUGCCACCUUUGACAAGGAGGAUCCCAAGGAUUACAGCGAGCCCGAACCAGCGUAUCGCUUCACUAUUUGCCAGACACCCGCUGGAAGGUUGUUUGCUCGCCUUGAGAUUAGCCAUGCUGCGAUGGACGGUAAUUCUAUCUCAAUCAUCCUCCGUCACCUGCAGCUCGCAUACGCUGGCAGACUCGAGGAAAGCCCUCAGCCUUUGUUCAAGGACUAUAUUCAGUACCUCCAGGAUGCACCAAAGGAAGCUAGCAUCAACUACUGGCGCUCGUACUUGGACCAGGCCAAGCCGUGCCACUUCCCUGCCCUCACUGACGGCCAACAAUCGCCAAAGGCACUUCGGUCCAUUCCAGUCAACUUCGGCGCGCUCAGUGAGCUCCAAACUGUUUGUGAGACGCGCGGAAUCACUCUCGCAAAUGUCUUCAAUGCCGCGUGGGGCCUCACUCUCCGCGCCUUCUGUGGAUCCGACGAUGUCUCCUUCAGCUACAUGGCAUCUCUGCGUGAUGUCUCUGCUGAGGGCAUCCAGUGGGUCAUUGGACCAGUUAUCAACCUUCUAGUUUGCCGCAUGGAGGUUCCUGAUAACGCGAAGCUCAGUGAUGUACUGCAUCAAAUACAGAACGACUAUAUGGAAAGUCUUCCUUACCGACACACUUCGCUCAUUGAUAUCCAACAUGCUUUGAAGCUGUCCGACACGAAUUUGUUUAAUUCCGGCGUCUCCUACCGCCGGCUUCCUAGUUCCAAGGAUGCUGUCAGCAGUGACAUUGAGUGUGUUGAGGUUGGCUCAAUCCAUGAUCCCGCCGAGUUCCCGGUUUUCAUCAACAUCGAGGCCAUGGAUACCACUGCUCGAAUUGACCUCAACUACUGGACCACGAACCUGUCUGAUUCACAGGCUGCCAAUGUGGCCAAUACCUAUCUUCGUUGCCUUGAGAACGUCGUGUCGAACAUUGACGGUGAAAUCCGCCAGCUAGACAGCUUGAGCGACGACAACCGCACCCAGAUCAUGGCGUGGAACAGCAAGACUCCCAAGCCUUUUGAGAAGUGCGCUCAUCAGGUUGUGCAAGAGAUGGCGAAGAAGCUCCCCGAUGCGUUGGCUGUCACCGCUUGGGAUGGCAACUUGACUUACUCGAAGUUGGAUCAAUUCUCCUCUCGUUUGGCAACCUACCUUACCACAUUCGGUGUUGGUCCUGGCACCCUGAUCCCUAUCUGCUUCGAGAAGUCUGUGUGGAACAUAGUCUCCACACUGGCAAUCAUGAAAGCCGGUGGUGGCUGUAUUCCAGUUGAUACACCCCAGAGUUUGGCUCUUGUUGAGAAUUGGAUUGUCGACAACGCUGUGCAAGUCGCUCUGGCUUCCCCGGAGAAGGCCCAGGUUCUCGAGGAUGCUGUGCCGUACGUCAUCCCUGUAAGCGAGUCUCUCCUCGAGUACCUCGCCGACGAGGUUCUCAACCCCGUGGCACAAUCAUCCGACAUCGCGUACGUCGCUAUGACUGCUGGAACCGCUGGCUCGGCCAAGAGUGUCGUCCUUGACCAUUCAACUGUCAUGACUCGAGCCGAGGCAUUCGCUACCACCAUGGCAAUUGCCGAUGUCUCCAGGACCCUGCAGUUUGCACCUCACACAUCUGAUGGAUUUAUUGUCGAGGCAUUUGGCACUUUCAUGUGGGGUGGUUGCCUUUGCAUCCCGGCUGAUAUUGACCCCGCCAACUUGGCCACCUCUAUCAAUGCCCUCCACGUUAAUGUUGCUAGCAUCACCCCAACAGCCGCAAGCUUUUUCUCCCCCAAGGAUGUUCCGGGACUGCGAUCGAUUGCCCUGGGCGGCGAAGUCGUUUCUCAGAGUGUCCUCGACCACUGGCAGACUGACGAUCUCCAACUGCAGGUUUUGUAUGGAACAUGCGAGAGCUCGGCUGCCUCCUUCCACGUGUUCUGUUCCCAGGACGACAACGAGGCUAACCUCAUUGGAAAGAGCACCUCUUGUGUUUCGUGGGUGGUUGAUUCCUCGAACCACAAUUGCCUUGUUCCGAUCGGCAGUGUUGGAGAAUUGGUACUUGAGGGGCCUGUUGUUGCUCGGGGAUACCUUGACGACCAGUCUGUAGAGAGCUGUGACUUCUUCAACGACGCUUCCUGGCUUUGUGGACAACGAGAAGGCGAUAAACAUCGCUUAUUCAAGACCGGAGAUCUUGUUCGGUACAAGUCUGAUGGCUCCCUUGUUUUCCUCGGCCGAAAGAACGAUAAGAAUGGAUCCGCCUUGGCUAGCGAGCUAAUUCAGCCUCAGGCGCGCAUUGAUUCCUUCCUAGGCAACAAGAGGAAGUGCGUUGUGGAGAGCGUUCCGCUGCAACGUGACAACGUGAAGACCAAUGCCCUCGUCGCUUUUGUGGUUUCUUCGGACACCACAACAGUCACUUUUGGGGAUCGCGUCCUCCAGUCCACGACACCUGAGCUGAAAGAGGCCGUAUAUAGCCUGCACGCCAAUCUGAGCACCAGUCUUCCUGGUAGUAAGGUUCCGAGUUUUUACAUCCCUAUAUCCUCCCUCCCCUUGACUGUUUCUGGAAAGCUAAACCGCCAGGCCCUCAAAACCGAAACUCAGGCGCUUUCGAUCAAUGCUCUCGAGGCUUUCGACAUCAAGCGUUGGAACGGAUCCAAGGCUGGUAAUCGGGAUUCACGACAUGCAAGUCUUUCCGGGGCCAACAUCGCUUUCUGGAAGGAGUAUCUCGCCGAUGUUGAGCCCUGCGUUUUCCCGCCCCUUUCCCAUGCGGCAAGCGACAAUGGCCGCUCCACCCGCACGCUCAACAAACAGACAGCCAACAUCCAUGCCUUUAGCAGAUUGUUUGGCAUUCCUGUGGAAACUCUUUUCCAGUUUGCCUGGGCCGUUGUGCUCCGUUGGUACACCGGCUCAGACGAUGUGUGCUUUGGGUAUUCUGCCUCAGCUUUGGACACGAAACUGGCGGAUGAGGGAGUUGCCACCUGUCGCUUCCUCGUGCAGAAUGAGCAAAAGCUGCAAGAGACUCUUCAAAAAGCAAAGACAGACUCCGAGAACAGUGCAUUAAACGUCGCUGUGUUAGACGCCGUCAAACACCAGCUUGGACUCGAUGAUACAACGCUCUUCAAUACCUCCCUUUCCUAUCGCAUAGCUUCCAAUCUUCCCAAAGGAAGUACCCGUGAGCCAAGCACAUCCACUGCUUACAAAAUCCUGGUUGAAGCUGAAGUCUCGCAUUCGUACGCCGAGAUCCACUUCAAUUACUCCUCAGAAACCCUUUCCUCCUUCCAGGUCAACCAUGUCAUGGACAUGUUUGACCAAGUCUUGGAUGAUUUGAUCGCUCACAACCUCCGUGACCGCACGAUCGGAGAUAUCAAUGUAUUCACUGAGCGCUCAGUUCGCCAGAUCCGCGAUUGGAAUGCCGCAUCCCCUCCUAGGGUGGAGAAGUGCGCCGACGAGCUCAUUCAGCAACAGGCACUGCUUCACCCUCGCGCGGAAGCCAUUUGCUCUUGGGACAAGAAUUUCACUUAUGGGCAGCUUGAAAUUGUUUCCAGUCGCUUGGCUCGCCAUCUCUCCAGUCUUGGGGUUAAGCCCGAAGCCUUCGUGGUGUUGUGCUUCGAAAAGUCCGCUUGGGCUGUAGUUGCCCAGCUGGCUGUUCUCAAGGCGGGUGGAGCUUUCGUCUCGAUUGACCCAUCCCACCCCGAUUCUCGACUGAAGAUGCUCAUUGACGAAAUUGGUACUAACCUUGUCUUGUGCUCAUCUUCUGUCCACACCAAAGUUUCGAAGCUCUGCGCGAAAUCGUUUGCCGUCUGCCAGACUUCAAUCUCCCAACUUCCCGACUCGCCUUUGGCUUUGCCUGGUGCUCGCCCUACCCCUAACAGUGCUGCAUAUGCUAUCUUUACCUCUGGUACAACUGGAAAGCCGAAGGCGACUGUUGUCGAGCAUACUGCCCUUAGCACCACCGCGAUCGCGAUGAUCGAUACGCUGCACAUGACCCCUACAACACGAGCUUUGCAAUUCUCUAACUACACGUUUGACGUCAGCGUUCUGGAGAUCAUGAUGGUUCUCAUGACUGGUGGUUGUGUCUGUAUUCCCAGUGAGGAGGAACGCAUGAACAACUUGGGUGGUGCCAUCCGUCGUAUGGAAGCCACCUUCAUCACGGCACCUCCCGCCAUUGUCAAUACCCUAGAGCCGAAGAACGUUCCCACGUUGAAGGUCAUCAUCACGGGUGGUGAGAAGAUGCCCGCUAACCAUAUCGACCGCUGGGGAGACCGGUGCGUCAUCAAUGCCUAUGGUCCCUCCGAAGCCACUGUCGUUGCCACAGCUGGUAUCAAGGUUGAUUGGAAUGGCAAGCGUGUCAACGAUGAUCCCACAUCUAUUGGAAAGGCUUCAAACUGCAGAGUCUGGAUCGUGGAUCCGAACAAUUCCAACCGACUUCUCCCCGUUGGUGCUGUUGGCGAGUUGAUCCUCGAAGGAAGCAACAUUGCCCGUGGAUACCUUGCGAACGAGGAGAAGACAAAGGCCUCUUUCUUCGUGAAUCCUGUUUGGAACCGUCACUCCGGCUUCCAGGGUGUGUUCAAGCGAAAUGAUCGCAUGUACCGGACUGGUGAUCUUGUUCGCUACAACAGCGAUGGCAGUCUAGCCUUCAUCUCCCGCAAAGACACUCAGAUCAAGUUCAAUGGCCAGCGCAUCGAACUCGAGGAGAUCGAACAGCAAUGUCUUCGCUGCCUACCCGAGGACUCUCAGGUCGCUGUUGAUGUUGUUGUUCCCGAGGAACGCACCAUCGCAAAGGGGCUCGCCGCGUUCUUCACCGUGCAUGAUCCGAACUCCAACGGCGGCAGCAGCGAUCAAUUUGCCCCCACGGUUUCUGGAGCCGAUCCCCUGCUACUGCCUAUCUCUGUGUCUAACAUGGAUGCCAUUCAGAAGUUGAAGGGCUCUCUGCCCGAGCUUCUGCCUCAGAGCAUGAUGCCCCGACUCUUCUUCCCUAUCCGCAACUUGCCCUUCACCUCCUCCGGGAAGAUUGACCGCCGAAGACUGCGGGCCAUGGUGCAGACCUUGUCCAAGGAUACUUUGAAGUCUUACAUUACCUUCAACACCUCUGACAGAAGGGAGGCUUCCUCGGCCACCGGCCUAGAGAUCAAGCUUGUGGCCCUUGUGGAAAAGACCCUCGAGCUUGAAGCCGGGUCUGUCACCGCCGAUGACAGCUUUUUCGGUCUGGGUGGUGAUUCCUUGUCCGCCAUGAACCUGGUCGGUGCUGCUCAAGCAGAGGGUAUCGCACUUACCGUCUCGAGCAUCUUCAACUCCCCAAUCUUGAUCGACAUGGCCAAGACCUGCGUCGUGUCUAAUGGAGCCGCUGAGGUUAAGAAAGAGAACGUCAUGGCGUUCUCAUUGCUGCCCUCUGGAGUCUACCUCGAGAACUUGAUGGAUGAAGUGACUGAUAACUGCGAAGUGUCCAAGGACCUCAUUAGCGAUAUUUAUCCAUGCAGUGCCGUACAGGAGGGCCUUUUGACGCUAUCUAUCAAGCAACACGGUGCUUAUGUUGCGCAGCCCUCGUUCCGUCUUGCUGCUGGCAUUGAUGUUGCUAAAUUCAAACAAGCCUGGCAACAAACCGUGGCAGACUUGGAAAUCCUUCGCACUCGCAUUGUCCAUACCGAAGCCAUGAACUUCGCUCAAGUUGUCCUUAAGGACGGCCCUAUCUCCUGGGUCGAAGCAGAGUCGUUCGACGACCUCCCCAACGACAUCCUUCACCUACCAAAGCACAAUGGAGCAUCUCUGACCGGUUACGCCAUGGUGCACCCUCGUGGCUCCUCUGAUAGUUACUUUGUGUGGUCUGUUCAUCAUGCCCUUUAUGACGGCUGGAGUAUUCCUUUGGUAUUCCGCAAGGUUGAGGAGAACUACUUUGCCUCGCAGAACAAACGCGCUGGCACUCCUUACAGUCUUUUCAUUGAAUACCUGGUGAAAAAGGAUAUGGAAGAGUCUGACAAAUUCUGGAAGUCUUAUUUGAGCGAGCUUUCGAGCAGUCCUUUCCCUCAUAACAAGAGUGCAGUGCCUGAUGCAAUGCGUGCUGGCAACACUCAGCACCACAGCAUCAAGGUUUCCCGCACUCGCAAUAGCGUCGACUUCACGAUCCCUGUGCUCCUCCGCGCUGCAUGGGCAAUCGUCGUUGCUACCCACACGGCGUCUGGUGAUGUCUGCUUCGGCGAGACUUUGUCGGGCAGAAAUAUCGAUCUUCCCGGUGUUGCGGACAUUGCUGGUCCUGUCCUGACCACCGUCCCCACUCGUGUCCAGGUUGACAAUGCCAUGUUGACUAUGCAAUACUUGCAGAAGAUCCACCAGUCUACUACCGAGAUGAUUCCGCACUUACACUCUGGUCUUCAACGUGUCCGCCAGCUCAGCAAGGACACUGCCACGGGCUGCGAUUUCAAGAACCUGCUUGUAAUCCAACCAGGUGAUGGUGAGCUCGAUAAUAAGAUGUGGAUCGACGAGAAACGUGAAACAAGCGAAGAUUUCUUCACUCACCCUCUUGUCGUGGAAUGUGGUAUCACCAAGACAAACAUUUCAUUCACUGUUCAUCACGAUGAGCUUGUCAUUAACGGAUGGCAGACCAAGCGUAUCACUGAACAAUUUGCGCAUGUUCUCCAGCAAUUGAUUGCCUUGCCCAAGAACGGCACGAGCAAGCUCGGAGACUUGGAGGUCAUCAGCCCUGAAGACAAGGUUGAAAUCGGUACGUGGAACCAACGUGUCCCGCUCACAGUGGAACGGACCGUCCAAGAUUUCAUUCGUGAGAAGGCCGACGAGACCCCAAACGCCCAGGCUGUGUGUGCCUGGGAUGGCGACCUCACCUACAGAGAAUUCUGGGAUCUCGCAUCUGGCUUUGCCAACUACCUGGUCUCUCGCGGAGUUGGCCCAGAGGUAUUUGUUCCAGUCUGCCUGGACAAGUCGGCUUGGGCAAUGGUCACGCUCAUCAGUAUUCUCAUUGCUGGUGGUGGGUACGUGCCUUUGGAUCCCUCCCAUCCUACCUCGCGACAUGAGGAAAUCCUCGCAGACGUUGGUGCCAACAUGAUACUGUGCACUCCCAACUAUACAAACCGCUACAGCCGAGUGAUGAAGACUGUUAUCCCCAUCAGCAAGGAGACCAUCAAGGCCUACGGUGCCCUCAAGUCUUCUGCCCGUCGCCGCGCUGAAGUCAAACCCUCCAAUAUGGCUUACGCUCUAUUUACCUCUGGCAGCACCGGUCGCGCCAAGGGAAUCAUUGUCGAGCACCGCAACGUGGUCAGCAGUAUCAUGGCAUUCGCGCCGUGGGUUCGCAUGGAUGAGACCUCCAGAGUAUUCCAAUUCGCCUCUCUCACUUUCGAUGCUGCUGUCAUGGAGACUCUUGCAAUUCUUAUGCUCGGAGGUACCAUCUGUGUGCCCAGCGAGGAGGACCGUCUCAACGAUGUUGCCGGCGCAAUCCGUCGACUCAAUGUCACUUGGACUUUCCUCACCCCCUCAAUUGCCAGUAUAAUCGAGCCAUCCUCAGUGCCUUCCCUUAAGCACCUCGUUUGUGGUGGUGAGAAGAUGUCCAAUGAAGUUAUCACCAAGUGGGCCAACUCUGUUCACCUCAUGAACGGGUACGGACCGACCGAGACGUGUGUCUUUGCUGUGGUCGAUAAUGCCGUGGCCACCAAUCGUGAUCCCGGGCGUAUCGGUUACGGUAUUCCCAGCACUCUUACCUGGAUUGUUGAUCCCGACAACCACGAUCGGCUGACUCCCCUGGGCGCAGUCGGUGAACUUGCACUCGAAGGCACUCCUUUGGCUAGGGAGUACCUCAAAAAUCCCGAGAAAAACGCAGAAGCAUUCACCACUGACCCAGCCUGGAUCAAGGACUUCACGCCCACAGUCCCGGGUCCUCGCCGAAUCUACAAGACUGGCGAUCUUUGCUACUACAACCCUGAUGGUUCUAUUCAGUACAUCAGCCGGAAGGAUCACCAAGUCAAGUUGCACGGCCAACGGAUGGAGCUGGGUGAGAUUGAACAUCGCCUUUCUGAGGAUGCUCUUACUCGGCAUGCUGUCGUCGUUCUCGCCAAGAAUGGCCCUCUCAAGCAGCGCCUGGUCACUGUCAUGUCGUUGAACAGUGUUGCAGCCGAUACUUCGCUAAUCUCCGACAAGCCUUGCGAGCUUGUUGAUGAGGAUGAGCUUGAGCGUCAUGCCUACAACGAGCUGGUCGAAGUGCAGAAGAAUCUUGAGAACCAGCUCCCCAUUUACAUGGUUCCCCAGACGUGGGCUCUCGUCAAGAAGCUUCCCAUGCUCGUUUCUGGAAAGCUCGACCGGAAGAAGAUCACCGCUUGGAUUGAGGACAUUGAUGAUGCCUCCUACGAGCGUAUUAUGGCCGAUUACGAUCGUAUCAAGCGUGGCAAGACCGAAGAGAAGCCGCAAGAAAAGGAAGAGAAGAAUGAAUCCCUCAACAUCGUCCGCGAAAUAUUCGCGCAGGUUCUGAAUAUCUCCACACAGAAGGUCAAUGUCGAUCGCUCUUUCGUCAGCUUGGGCGGUGACAGCAUUACUGGAAUGGCUGUCAUUUCCCGCGCUCGCAAGCAGGGACUUGUUCUCACACUCCACGACAUUUUGCAGAGCAGAUCUGUGAAGGAACUUGCCCAAACCGCCAGUUCUAAGGCACCUGUUUCUCGGCGUGAAGAGAAGUCUGGUGAAGGAUUUGCGCUUUCGCCCGUCCAGAGACUCUACUUCCAGUGCUCAGACUCUUUCAAGGGAGCCGCUCGUUUCAACCAGAGCAUCACUGUUCGCAUCACUCGCCGUUGUGAGGGCGAGGUGCUCAAGCGCGCUAUUAAGGCUGUUAUCGGCCAGCAUGCCAUGUUCCGCGCACGCUUCAGCACAUCUAGCGACGGCACCUGGCAACAGAAAACUGCAGCGGAGGUCGAUGAAUCUUUCCGAUUCCGCGUUCACUCUGUGGGCGAUACCCGAGCGAUGGUUCCGAAGAUUGCUGACAGUCAAAAUUGCCUGGAUCCUCUCAAUGGGCCUAUCCUGGCAGCCGACCUGUUUAACCUUCGCGCCGGUGGCCAGGUGUUAUUCCUCGUCGCUCACCAUCUCUGCAUUGAUAUGGUCUCAUGGCGCAUCGUCCUCCAGGAUCUCGAAGAGCUCGUUGUCUCUGGAUCUCUUUCACUCGAGAAGGCAUUGUCUUUCCAAAGCUGGUGUGCCAUGCAGACGGAGAGAGCCAAGACGCACGAUGCGUCUAUUGCUCUGCCUUUCACCCCCGAGAAGCCCAACUUGCUUUACUGGGGCAUGCAAGACUUACCCAAUGUUUAUGGAGAUAUCAAGAUGGAAUCCUUCACGUUGAGUGAGGAUACCACCCAAUUUAUCCUUGACGGCUGCCACGGUGUCUUCCGCACGGACACUGUUGACAUCUUGCUGUCUGCCAUCAUUCAUUCCUUCGGUCGCACUUUCACCGAUCGCAAGGUGCCGACUAUCUACAAUGAAGGACAUGGGAGAGAACCCUGGGAAGCCGACAUUGAUCUUUCGCGAACAGUUGGCUGGUUUACCACGAUGGCGCCUUUGCAAGUGCAUUCAGAAGCUCGUAAGUUUACCAUACCUGAUCUUGCCAACAAAAAGCUGACACUAGAAGGUGCCCUCAAUGACAUUAUCAAGCGUGUCAAAGACACCAGGCGCAAGAUCGCAGACAACGGCCGUCCUUACUUCGCGAAAAGUCUUCUACAGGGCCAGGGUACUGAUUUCCCUGUCCCAUUGGAAAUCCUUUUCAACUACCUGGGUAAAAUGCAGCAACUUGAGCGAGCCGAUUCCUUAUUCCAUCACCACGGUACUGUCUUCGACAGCUCAGACUUUGCCAUCGCAGGUGAUAUGGGCCCUCAGACUGCUCGGUUUGCACUCUUCGAAGUAUCUGCUAUUGUGAUCAAAGACCGCCUCAAUGUUGCUUUCACCUACAACCACAAAAUGCAGCAUGAGGGCUCAAUCCGCCGCUGGAUUGUCCAGUGCAAGCAGACCCUCGAGAAGGAUAUCCUCACACUGAAAACGGCUACCCCCGAGCCUACUCUCAGCGACUACCCCCUCCUCCCCAUCAACUAUCACGGCCUCCAGAUGCUCACAGCCAGCACCUUCCGCAAGGCCGGCAUUCGGAACAAGGAUCAGGUCGAGGACAUAUAUCCCUGCUCUGCCAUGCAGGAGGGCCUCUUGCUCAGUCAGCUCCGCGAUCCCAACGCCUACAUGUUCCAUACUGUGUUUGAGAUCAAAGAUGCCAAAUCUGGCAAGGUCGAUGCCGAAGGAGUCGCUCGCGCCUGGCAAACCCUCGUCGACCGUCAUCCUGUGCUGCGAACAAUUUUCGUUGACAGCAACUACACUGGUGGAUCUUUCGAUCAACUGGUGCUCAAGAACCUUUCCGAUAAUAUCCUCCGCGUGGAAUGUCAUGACUCGCAGGUAGAGGAGAAGUUGGCUGCUAUCUCUCUUCAUGCCAGAAACGCAAUGCGCCAAUCGAAGCUUUCUCACCAAAUGACUGUUUGCAAAACAAACACCGGACGUGUGAUCCUCAAGCUGGAGAUCAACCAUGCCAUUAUCGAUGGUGGAUCGGUGGAUGUACUCCUCCGUGACAUGACUCUUGCCUACGAGCGAAAGAUUGCUGAGGGUUCAGGACCUCGCUUCAGCGACUACAUCAAGUUCAUCAGAACCCAGAGCCAGAGUGAUGCACUUAGUCACUGGAAACAAUACCUUGGUGGAGUUCACCCAUGCCACCUCGCGCCGUCGGCUGUGUUCGAAGCCAAGAGAGAACUCAAGGGUGUCAUGAUGAACUUCGAGCGAUUCCCUGAGCUGCUCAAGUUCUGCGAGCGCAGCUCUGUCACACUUGCCAACUUGACUCUGUCAGCCUGGGCGCUCGUCCUGCGACAGUUCACUGGCUCAGAUGACGUGUGUUUCGGAUACCUUUCUGCCGGUCGGGAUGCCCCUGUCAAUGGCAUCCAGGACAUGGUUGGAAUCUUUAUUAAUAUGCUCUGCUGUCGAGUUCAGUUCUCCGACCAACAAACUCUUAUGGAUGUAUCCAAGAAUGUUCAGGAUGAUUAUAUCCGUUGCAUUCCCCACCAAAGCUGCUCUCUGGCCAGCAUCCAACAUGAGCUUGGUUGGCAAGGACAGUCGCUCUUCAAUACUACCUUGUCAAUCCAGAAUCACUCCGUUGCGGGUCCUAAGGAGAAGGGAUUGACCUUCGAUCUUCAGCAUGCACAUGAUCCGAGCGAAUAUGCGGUCACCGUGAAUGUUGAGAUUGCCCGAGGCCAGGAGGGCAUUCUAUUGAGAUACUGGAACGAUAUUGUGUCUGACGAGGAGGCCCAGGCUCUGGCUGACACCGUCGCCAGGGUGUUCACUAGCUUCAUUGAAUCCCCCGCUGCGACUCUGUCGCAGUCCACAUUCGCUUCCGAGGCUGAGCCCGAGUCACUGGAUUGGGAUCACUCCCAGACCACUCUGGCUGACAAGGCAAAGUCAACCGGAGAUGCGAUUGACAGCAGUGCUAUUCAGAAAAUUAUUGAUGAUCGUGUUCAUGAGAUUAUUAGUCGGAUGUUGAGAGAAGGAAAACUGACGGUGCCUCCCAUUCACUCGGAAGAGUUGUCAAGCUAUGGUGGUCACCCUGAUCCUAUAGCCGACUCGCCGUACCAGUUAGGUAUACAAGGAGCAGAUGAUUCGGGUAUUUGUUCGGUGGCUUCCCGUUCCAGUGAGGAUGGGAUUUUGGCCGAGGUGGAAAGGAAAUUGUGGAAUCUUUGGAGCACAGCUCUUGGUCUUUCGCCCAACGUGGUGAGACACCAGGACAGCUUCUUCAAGUUGGGGGGUGACAGCAUCACCGCCAUGAAGAUGGUCAGUGCCGCUCGUGAAGAGGGCCUGGUCCUUACUGUUGCAGAUGUCUUCAACAAUCCUGUCUUCGAGGACAUGCUAGCAACAGUGCGAGCUGCGAAUGUUACUCAGCAAAUGCUGAAUGCCGAUCUCAAGUCUGGCGGCCCCAGGGAGGCUGAUAGUGAUUUACUCAAUAUCACGCCAACGACACUGGGGCUCAGCCCCUCUACCGAGAGCCUAGAGAUUCUCAGGCCGUCCUGCAUCGACGAUGCCGCUGUGCAGAGCGGUAUAUGUCCCAAGAUUGGUGUUUUCAAGGGUGGCAUCGCGGACGUACUUCCUGUCACCGACUUCCAGGCGAUGUCUCUAACGGCGACUCUCUUCAAGUCCCGAUGGAUGCUUAACUACUUCUAUUUGGAAGGCAAUGGUCCCCUGGACCUGAGACGCCUCCGCGAGAGUUGCUUGAAGGUUGUCGCGGCCUUUGAUAUCCUGCGCACAGUCUUCGUGUGCUUCCAUGACCAAUUCUUCCAGGUCGUGCUGCGCAAGAUCCGUCCCAGCAUCUUUGUUUACGAGACCGACCGCGCUCUUGAUGAAUUCACCAUGACCCUCCAACAGAGAGAUCGCGAAUACGGACCGCGCGAAGGCGAGCAGUACGUGCAGUUCUACGUUGUCAAGAAGAAGGGCAGCGACCAACAUCGUAUCUUGGUCCGCCUCUCUCACACUCAAUACGAUGGAGUAUGCUUGCCGAAGAUCAUGGCUGCCAUUAAGCACGGAUAUGAAGGCACGCCGCUGCCUCCGGUGACUCCCUUUGCUGGUUACUUGCGACUGUUGCCAGGAACAAUCACCCCAGACCAUUAUCGCCACUGGUCCGAUCUUCUCAAGGGCUCUCAAAUGACCCAGGUCGUCCGCAGAAAGGGCACCAGUAUGUUCCAGAACGUUGGGGCAUUCACCGAGAUUCACAGAAAGAUUGAGAUUUCGCCCAUCGCUCUUGGAAAUGUCACCAUCGCAACCGUCAUGCAAGCUGCCUGGGCCCUGACUCUUGCUAAGCUGACUGCUCAGUCCGAUGUUGUUUUUGGUCUGACUAUCAGCGGUCGCAACGCUACAGUGCCCGGCAUUGAGAGCACUGUUGGCCCUUGUGUCAAUGUCAUCCCGGUGCGCGUGAAGCUCGACGAGAAAUGGACCGCUGUCGAUAUCUUCCGCUACCUUCAGGACCAGCAAGUCUCCAACAUGCCUUUCGAGUCUCUAGGCUUCCGCGAGAUCAUCAAGCAAUGUACCGACUGGCCUGACUGGACCUACUUCACUACCUCAGUCUUCCACCAGAACGUCGACUACGAAGGAACCAUGGAGCUUGACAACAACAAGUACCGUAUGGGUGGUGUCGGCGUCAAUGACAACCUAGCUGAUCUCACCAUGGUGUCACGCCCCUCCGGUGAACGAGGCUUGGAUGUCACCCUGGGCUACUCCGAAAAGGGACCUGUGAUGCCAUCAUUCGCAUCCAAGGUUCUCGACAUGGCCUGUGAGAUUGCGCAAUCCCUCGUCGCCAACCCCACAGCCUCGCUGCCCUCCGCGAGCAUGCUGCGCUCUCUACCACCGCAGACAAUCGACGACCUGUCCCGAGCCUCAGACGAGCACUUCCUCAGCGCACACCUCAAGUCGCGCUCCAUCGCAGAGCUGCUUGUGCAUUCGGACAUUCUGUCUCGCUCGUGGCACCAGGUCCUGCCCAGCCGCACCACCGUGGCUUCCGACCCAGACGCUGAUGACAAGCUAACCCAGCAAUCCGCCUUCCAGCUGGAUUCGUCAUUCUUUGAUCUGGGCGGUGACGUCUUCAACCUGGCUCAGCUUACCUGGCUUCUUGAGCAAGAUGGUCUCAAGGUCCGUCUAGAGGACCUUAUUGAGCACCCCUCUUUCUUGGGCCAAAUGGCCGUACUGGCUUUGCACAACGCCAAGCACCAGGAUGAUAUCCCAGCAGAGCUUCUUGCUACCGGUGCUGCAUUGCCUGAUCCUGUCGCUCGCAUCGAAAAGAAGAAGACAUGGUCGAAGGCGAUGACCAUAGCGCGGAAGCUGACCGGACGAAACACCGUCAGUACUCGAGCUUGA